Messenger RNA from Asterias rubens (European starfish), 5455 nucleotides. RefSeq names its product gamma-tubulin complex component 3 homolog. Gene Ontology annotation, biological process: microtubule nucleation; mitotic cell cycle; spindle assembly. Gene Ontology annotation, cellular component: centrosome; gamma-tubulin small complex; spindle pole. The record is from RefSeq and is a predicted model, not a curated record. The coding region runs from base 415 to 3159 and encodes 914 amino acids. Gene Ontology annotation, molecular function: gamma-tubulin binding; microtubule minus-end binding. NCBI's taxonomy places the organism in Eukaryota, Metazoa, Echinodermata, Asteroidea, Forcipulatida, Asteriidae. The transcript is spliced from 25 exons.
CUUUCGAUAGCAAUAGCCACUCAUCCAGAGAUGCAAGACACUUAACGAAUCGGAGUCACAUGGGGAGGUGGGGGGCGGGUAACAACAACACCAACAUCUGGGCCCCACUAGACUUGACUCACGUCCCAAUCCCUAUAGUAUGAGAGUCCUUUUAUUUUCAGCCCCAUUGCUAUAUUUUGACGGCGGCUGGCUAUGCUCAGUGACCUAUCGCACGAGAACGGGACUUGAAUCAAGGCUAGGGCUCCCCUCGAAACGAGCAACAAUUUCAACACAUUGGAGGAAAGGAACGUGUGUGUAACGAACAAACAAACACGUGGCGCGAAAAAGGAAAAUGUCGGGAACUUUCGUCUCAGGAACUUGACAGAUGAAGUGAAGUUGACCUCGUCUUAAACAUCCGUUUCCAAAGAGAGCAAGAUGGCGUCUGGCUCAGUGAAUCCCGCUAACAACCCAUCAGCACUGCUACUUCAGCUGGUCAGACAUAUGUUGGGAAAAGCAAAAGAUGAUGAUGUCAGUUCUCAGUAUCAAUAUGCUCUCCGGGUCAUCAGUAGCAAUUUCACACCAUCCAUUGAGGGAGAUGAGUUUCAGGUUUCCCAACGCAUCCAACGAAAACUGGCUCGAGAAGGCAGGGAAGUCGAAGCAGCUAGAUUUUCUGAGCUUUACAGGAAGUUACAGUCCCAGAACAUACUGAAGAACCGAUGGGCGACAAUGUAUCUCCUGAUGUCCCUUAGUGAGGACCGAAGGUCAAAGAAAAGCAGAAUGGCAGAAGGAGCUGCAAUCUUUGGCCAGGGCUUGCCGCGCAUGGCAACGUCGACGCCAUUUGGAUCGCGACCUGGUAGUCAUCAGCCUACUCCCCGCGAGGCCACCUUCAGCAUGAUCAGAGAACAGUCCCAAAGCAGCGGGAUAGGAAGUACCUUCAGCAGCAUAUCAGCCCAUGGACACACAGGAAUAUCAUCUGGCAGUAACUUCAAUACACCAGGUGACAUGUACACACCAGCGGGCGAUACACAGCCUGUCGGCGCACGCCUUGCCAGGAUGCUCAUCGGAGACAGUACUAAAGGACAGACGUAUGGUUCCAGCGCGGGGUACCAGCGCAUGAGGCCAACACCAGCCGUUACCUUCGCCAGGAAUGAAGAGGAUACUGUUGAUAACACCGCUGCUGAAGUGCCUGAGGCCCACCUUGUAAGGGAUCUGAUCUAUGUUUUCCAAGGAGUGGACGGCCAAUACGUUAGACUCCAUCGGGCAGAAGAUGCAUUCUGCAUUGACCAUCAGGUUGGCGUAUCUAAACCGAUGAGGGACCUAGUUCAUAAACUGGCUGAGCUGGGAUGGCUGUUCUUGAGGAUCAGGAAGUACGUGGAUGCCCGGAGCCAGGACAAGGCACUGGGCAUCGUAGGUCAGAGUUUCUGUGCUGCUCUUCAACAAGAGUUAACCGAGUACUAUCGUCUACUGGCUGUACUGGAAGCACAGCAACAGCAGCAAGAGCAAGAUCCAGGGGUCAGUGACCCCAACACUGACUUGACCUUGAUAAGGUUAAAGGUUUGGACAUAUGACCCCAUCCACAGAAUGAAGUAUCUGGCCAUACUAGUGGACGGCUGCAAAGACAAGAAAGGCGGUGCCCUGGCCUCCUCUGUGCAUUCCUACACACUCCAUGGCGACUCAUCCGUCAAGUCCGUCAUGAAGCACAUUCUGAAGCUGGUAGCCUUCCCAAUCAGGACCAUGCUGGAUAGAUGGAUCCAAGAUGGCAACUUGGAUGAUAAAUUCCAUGAGUUUUUUGUUGCCUCAGACCCGCUGGUAAAAGAAGACCGACUGUGGCACGACAAAUACUCCCUCCGGAAAUCUAUGAUCCCAUCAUUCAUUACAAUGGAGCAAGCUAGGAAGAUUCUUUUGAUCGGUAAAUCCAUAAACUUCCUCCAUCAAGUCUGCAAAGACAACACCCAGGUCAAGGUCAAAGGUGACGGUGUCUCAACCACAAGGAGCAAAUAUGAUGACACCGCGAUGUUAUUAGAUCAGGAUCUUGAUGGGUCUUUCCAGCAGGUCAUUGACAACGCAUACCGUGAUACCAGCAAGAGGUUACUGCAUGUGCUGUUUACCCAGUACAAGUUCUUGGAUCACCUUAAGGCCAUGAGAAGAUACCUGCUGCUUGGUCAAGGUGACUUCAUCCAGCAUCUGAUGGACUUGCUAGAGAGUGAUCUUGCUAAACCAGCCAACCAGCUGUAUCUACACAAUCUAACCGGUAUGCUAGAGACGGCAAUCCGUGCCACCAAUGCACAGUACGACGACAUCGACAUACUCAACCGGGUAGAUGUAAGACUACUUGAGUUAUCACCGGGCGAUACCGGUUGGGACGUGUUCAGUCUGGAUUACCACGUGGACGGACCAAUCAGCACGGUCUUCACCCCGCAGUGUAAGAUUCUCUACCUGCGCGUGUUCAACUUUCUGUGGAGGGCAAAGCGUAUGGAGUAUGUCCUGGCCCAGGUAUGGAGGUCUGAGAUGGGAACCACACGGAAACUUGAAGCAAUUAAAGAGCUGUCCCCAAUUCUUCAUCAAUGUCACAUCCUCACGGCUGAAAUGGUCCACUUUGUCAACCAGAUGCAGUACUACAUCAACUUUGAGGUCAUGUCAUGUUCUUGGGAUGAGUUAUGGAAGAAAGUGACAGAAGCAGAAGACAUGGAUCACAUCAUCGCUGCUCAUGAAGUCUUCCUGGAUGCUAUCAUUAAAGGCUCACUCCUCAAUGAAGAGUCACAGCCACUCCUGACCCAAUUGAGAGCCAUCUUUGACCUGAUCAUACAGUUCCAAACGGUUCAAGAAUCACUCUACAGCGAAAGCUGCGAAGAGCUACGGCUUAGAGAGGUGGACAAGGAAUCCAUCCAGACCAAAACAGAACAGGGUGAUUGGGGUCUAACUUCCCAGAAUGAGCAAGAACAGAAGAAGCGGAAGACCAAGUUUCAACGGGAGUUCAUUCCGACGAGUCGAGCCCAACUGAAAGUCCUCAGGAAAUCCUAUCAGGACAUGGUUCAACGGUUUCUGGUGAUGUUGACUGGUCAUUCCGAUGACAGCCUUCGACUUCUCGCUGUCAGACUGGACUUUAACGAAAUCUACAAAGCCAAAGAACCCAUGCUCCGAAGCCCCAUGGCUUACAAUCGCACCAGGAAAGUCUUCUGAGUCCUCAAUGCCAUGGAAACAAAGUCUGAAUACACCCAAGGACCCAGUUCUGUGAAAGUAUACCCAAGUCUUGCUAACUAGCAAGACCUAAGCCACCCUUCGAAGCCCCAUGGCUUACAAUCGCACCAAGAAAGUCUUCUGAGUCCUCAACGCCAUGGAAAUAAAUUCUGAAUACACCCAAGGACCCAGUUCUGUGAAAGUAUACCCAAGUCUUGCUAACUAGCAAGACCUAAGCCACCCUUCGAAGCCCCAUGGCUUACAAUCGCACCAAGAAAGUCUUCCGAGUCCUCAACGCCAUGAAAAAGUCUUGCUAACUAGCAAGACCUAAGCCACCCUUCGAAGCCCCAUGGCGUACAAUCGCACCAAGAACGUCUUCUGAGUCCUCAACGCCAUGAAAAAGUCUUGCUAACUAGCAAGACCUAAGCCACCCUUCGAAGCCCCAUGGCUUAGAAUCGCACCAAGAAAGUCUUCCGAGUCCUCAACGCCAUGGAAAUAAAGUCUGAAUACACCCAAGGACCCAGUUCUGUGAAAGUAUACCACAGUCUUGCGAACUAGCAAGACCUAAGCCACCCUUCGAAGCCCGAUGGCUUACAAUCGCACCAAGAAAGUUUUCUGAUUUCACAAGGCCACAAAGCCCACACUGGGAAACAAAUUCUAAAUCCAUCCUACGAAGCCCUAUGGCUUACGACAACUAAGAAAGUUUUCCGAUUCCACAAGGCCAUGGAGCCCACAUUAAUUCACAAAUUCUUCUCGUUCUGUGCAGCGCAAUGGCUAAGUUAGUAUACCAUUACUUGUUAAUAACAAAACCAUGAGAGCCAUCAUGUGAAACCAGAAGGCUUAAAACUGAACCUACAAAUUCUUCUGUGUUUAUAUUAAUGAAGACCAAGAAAUCUUCAAUUUCAUACAAGUGUUUUGAUGCUUACCUUUGAAAGUAGGGUCCUUUAUCAUUGAUUGAUUGUAUUAUUGAUUUUUCGGGCCAAAUUAAAAGCACCCUGAAAAGCUCCCUGAUCAUUUUUUUUAUUUUUUUUUUUUUUUAUUAUAUAUAUAUAGAUCAAACUUGCUGGCAGUGUUUUUUGCAAGGAAUUCAAUGAAAUUGGGGUCCAACAGCUUUUAUAUAUUAUGUUGUACAGUGUUCACUUUAUCGAUUUGGUUUACAUCAACACUAAUGUGUGAAUGUGAUAGGUACUGUAGACCUAUGUAGUGCUCAGCCCUCGACUUCUGUGGGGGUAUCCCUUUCUUUGUCAGUUUGGUGGUCAGGUUGCAGAAGUGGUUUAUUUCCUUGCCCUCCACCUCCAGGACCCUAGUUCAAAUCCUACCCGAGACACUAGGUGAAUUGGGUUUUUAGUCCCUAGUACCUGACUGCCUGUGGGUUUUCUCUGGAAUAAUUCUCUGGGUUUUUCCUCCUACAUCUAAAACUAAAACUUCCUGUAUUGUAUUUUUACAUUGGGCUCUUGGCUAGAUUAAAUAGUGCUUACUUUUGGGUAUCGCAAAAGAAAUUUCUGAUGUAUAAAUUGCCCCAAAAGUGACAAAUUUUAAUACUGUGUCCCUUUUUUCUGGAUUGUCUUGAUGAACUAGGGCCUAGCAGUGAUUACAAAUUGUUUGUUUUUCUUGAGUUCAGUACAGAUUCCGAAAAGCUUUAGGUAGUACUGUGUAAAUAAAAAUAGCUUUUAAACUGAAAUUCUUGUUUAUAGCAUAUUCCUUUAUUACAUUUAUUUACCAUAGUUGCACAUACUAAACCAAUAAACAAUGUCACCCUGUUUUUGUUAAAAUAAUAUAAAUAAAAAAAAAAAGAGUGACCUUUUACAUUCCAGGUCAUUUCUUGGCAGGCAAGAUACUACAGUAGUCCAACUUGUCAUAGUCUUGAAACAAGUUGUUCUUGUUUAGUUGGUAAAACCUCAAUGGUAAUGCAAUAGGACCCAUACACUCAAAGCUACACACAUCUGUUAGCCGUGAUCCCGCAGGGUGAGGUGGGGAAAUCUGGAAGUUUUUCCAACAGCGCUCUCCACCAUUCAAUAGUCAUGUGCGCGAAGAGGAGAAGUGGAACAGGGAUCGCGAUUGUUGAGAGAUAAUGAAGAGCAACGUCUUGCACCAAGACUACAGUAGUUAUAAUGUUUACAACAUAAAGUAACAAAAAUUCAAUAUACAUGUACAAUAAUAAAACACGGAUCUUAUGAAAGUGCUGUUUCACACCCGAGAUCCUUGUAAUUGUGGGAGUGUCAAGGCCGAGCGGUUAAGAGCACCGAAUUCAAACUCUGGUGUUUCUGAUCAGCAGAGUGUGGGUUCGAAUCCCCAGCCG